AAGGGCAUGUAGGCCAACAAGGGUUGGCGGCCGAAGGCCAGAGAAUCUUGUUGUUCCAGCGGAGCCACUUUGCGUAUAACAAUCCAUAUUACCACCAUGAGAAAGACAACGACAACAAUUAUAAACACUACCACUAUCAUCACGGAAAAUAUGGUCACCAUCAGCAUGAAGAUGACGAUGACGAUGACUACCCAGCUGAGGCCGAAGAAGAUCCCAAAAACAAAGAAGACUCCGACAAUGCUGAAGCAUGCUGCGACCAAGAACUAUACGAUGAUAACGAUAAGGACAAGAUUGAUAUGGUGACGAUGAAAAAGAGAAUACCUACAACAGUCCCUGAAAACCAAAUGUCGGAAUGCUAUCAUAAUCGUGAUCACGAUUGCGUGCCCCUCGACGAUGAAGAUACCACCAUCAUGACAAAGAUGACAAUGGAAAAGAAAAAAGCUCAUGGAAAAGCUUACCACCGACGAACCAACCAACGAUGCCACAUCAAGAUCUACAAAAUACAUG
This is a messenger RNA of Acaulospora morrowiae, 507 nucleotides long. NCBI's taxonomy places the organism in Eukaryota, Fungi, Glomeromycota, Glomeromycetes, Diversisporales, Acaulosporaceae. The record is from the annotation of a GenBank genome assembly.